AAAUCCUGCCUUCAAAUCACAAACAUACGGAGCACAGACUGUCUUUUUAAAAUCCUCGAAAAGACGCUUUCCUGCGAGCUCAGAACGGCAGAGCAACCCGAGAGGCAUUGGAACGAUGGCAAAUCAGGUACUGCUUCACUUCCUGGUUCCUUUGUUCUGUGGCGCCAUCUCUCAGCCCAUUCGCUACUCCAUUCCAGAGGAGCUGGCCAAGGGCUCUCUGGUGGGGAACCUCGCCCAGGAUCUAGGGCUAAGUGUCCAGGAACUGCCAGGCCGAAAACUGAGAGUUAGUGCAGAGGAUUAUUUCAGCGUGAGUGCGGAAAGUGGAGAUUUGUUAGUGAGUGGCAGGAUAGACAGAGAGAAGAUUUGCGCAAGGAAAUCUGAGUGUGCACUGGAGUUUGAAUCAGUUACUGAAAACCCGAUGAAUGUUUUCCAUGUAACUGUUGCCAUCCAAGAUAUUAAUGAUAAUGCACCACAUUUCUUUGGGAAAAGCAUUGAAUUGGAGAUCUGUGAAUCAGCCUUACCAGGAGUAAAAUUCCCUCUGGACUCUGCAAGAGAUGCAGAUGUGGGAAGCAACUCAUUGAAAAUGUACACUAUCAGCCCGAAUCCACACUUCUCCUUGUCAACGAAGGAAAGUCCCGAUGGAAGUAAAUACCCAGAAUUACUGCUGGAAAAACUUCUAGACAGGGAACAUCAGAGCUCCCACCAUUUAACCCUGACCGCCAUCGAUGGUGGAGACCCACCCCUAAGCAGUACCAUCCAGAUCUGGAUCAAAGUCACUGAUGCCAAUGAUAAUGCUCCAGUAUUCAGCCAGGACAUUUACAAAGCUAGCCUCCGUGAAAACAUGGCCUUGGGAACCUUUGUGCUGCAAGUGACAGCCACCGAUCAAGAUGAGAGUGUUAACGGAGAGAUCACCUAUGCCUUUCUUAAUGGUCCUACAAGUACUAACCUCGUCUUCAGUCUCAAUGCAAACACUGGAGCUAUCACAACUAAUGGUACGUUGGAUUUUGAGGAAAAGAGCAGAUACAUGUUGGGUGUAGAAGCCAGGGACGGAGGGGUGCACACGGCUCACUGUAAUGUUCAGAUUGAAAUUCUUGAUGAGAAUGACAAUGCCCCAGAGGUGACAUUCAUGUCCUUUUCUAACAACGUUCCAGAGGACUCGGUCACUGGAACAGUAAUAGCCCUCAUUAAAGUUCGAGACAAGGAUGCUGGACAAAAUGGUCUGGUGACAUGCCACAUCCAGGAAGAACUUCCGUUCAAAUUACAACACACCUCCAAGAAUUAUUACAAGCUAGUGAUAGACAAGGCCCUGAACCGGGAACAGACCUCAGAGUACAACGUCACUAUCAUGGCUAUAGACAAUGGCAAACCAUCCCUUUCAUCCAAAACAUGUGUUACUGUGCACAUCACAGAUAUCAAUGACAAUGCACCAGUUUUCCACCAGGCCUCCUACUUGGUCCACUUGGCUGAGAAUAACCCACCUGGAGCCUCCAUCGCUCAAGUCAGCGCCUCGGACCCGGAUUUGGGAUCCAAUGGUCACAUCUCCUACUCCAUCAUAGCCAGCGACCUAGAACCAAGGGCGCUGUCCUCCUACGUAUCCGUGAACCAGGACAGUGGAGUGGUGUUCGCUCAGCGCGCCUUCGACCACGAGCAGCUGCGCUCCUUCCAGCUCACACUGCAGGCGCGCGAUCAGGGCUCGCCCUCCGCUCAGCGCCAACGUGAGCAUGCGCGUGCUGGUGGGCGACCGCAACGACAACGCGCCACGCGUGCUGUACCCCACGCUCGAGCCCGACGGCUCCGCGCUCUUCGACAUGGUGCCACGCGCCGCCGAGCCCGGAUACCUGGUCACCAAAGUGGUGGCGGUGGACGCAGACUCUGGACAUAAUGCCUGGCUGUCGUACCACGUGCUGCAGGCCAGCGAUCCCGGGCUCUUCAGCCUGGGGCUGCGCACUGGCGAGGUGCGCACAGCGCGUGCCUUGGGCGACAGGGACGCGGCCCGGCAGCGCCUUCUGGUCGCUGUGCGUGAUGGUG
Molecule: messenger RNA, 2028 nt
Organism: Phodopus roborovskii (desert hamster)
Lineage: Eukaryota; Metazoa; Chordata; Mammalia; Rodentia; Cricetidae
Product: protocadherin gamma-B1
Exons: 1
Coding region: 116-1882 (588 amino acids)
Biological process (GO): homophilic cell-cell adhesion
Cellular component (GO): plasma membrane
Molecular function (GO): calcium ion binding
Source: RefSeq, a predicted model, not a curated record